Molecule: messenger RNA, 3644 nt
Organism: Sebastes umbrosus (honeycomb rockfish)
Lineage: Eukaryota; Metazoa; Chordata; Actinopteri; Perciformes; Sebastidae
Gene: zfyve9b
Product: zinc finger, FYVE domain containing 9b
Exons: 16
Coding region: 258-3098 (946 amino acids)
Biological process (GO): liver development; endosomal transport
Cellular component (GO): early endosome membrane; endosome
Molecular function (GO): metal ion binding
Source: RefSeq, a predicted model, not a curated record
CUUGGCCUGCUCACUGUCCUGCAGAGCUGAGGAGACAGCAAACUGUGGGGAGGGACAUUUCUGCACACCUCUUGAGUUUCUUCAAAGAGCUGCAGAGAGACACAGGGGAGGAGGGAGAUCACAGAGAAGAGAGGGGGAGCAGAGAGGAGAAAACCAUCCCAUAUCCUCCGCUUGUGAGCAAGGCACUGCUGCUGCUGCUGCUGCUGCUGCUGCUGCACACUUGGAUCCUCUUCUUCUCUCACAUGUAACUGGAUAAAAUGCUCAAGUUCUUCUCUGCGAGGGAUGAUGAGAAUGAAAGCCUGCUGGGAGCAAUAACUGAGGAUGAAGGAGACAAUCCAUCUCUUCAGGACACCAAGCACCACUGGCUGAAUAGACCCUGCCUGCUGGUGCUCAAAGAUGGGGACGUGUCCAAACCAGGAUGCGGCCAAAUAAGACCAGAAUCUCUGUCUAAGACCUCGUCAGAUGUGUCAGUCAGGAACAGCUUUGGGCCAUGUGAGCAGAAACCGUCUGAACAUCCUGCCAAAACUGCUUCACCCUCCCAGCUGGAGGAGGGCAGCUGCACUGUGACCGCCAUCUCCACAUGGGGCGAGGGUUGUUUCGGGGAGUCUUCCAGCCCCCUGGUGCUGAGCCCUGCCGAGGCUGCAUGGCCCGAAGAAGAGGAGGAGGAGGAGGAGAUGGCAGAGGAGAAGGAGAAGGAGAAGGAGAAGAAGCCCCAGGCUCUCCCAUCAAAGGAGGACUCUGUGGUUGAGGAGAAGGAGCUGGAGGAGAGCAGGCUGGAGCAGCAAGAGCAGUCCUGCAGCUCAGAGGCGACAGCAGCACCCUCUACUACUCUCUCACAUGAUGAGACGCAUCAUGGCAAGGGCUCCAAGGAGCUCCAGAGCCAGCUUAAGAUGCUCCGAGAUGAGACCAACAGCAGCAAAGCCCAUGAAGCCAGCGGGGAAGGAGCGAUGGGGGACUGUGCAGCUUCUUCCCCUCUGGAUCCUGACAACGAGUCCCAGCUGAGCCCGGUUGGUAUUCUGUCCAAGGAUCGAGGCACUGUCCUCGGGGAGGUUGCUCCCUUGUGGAUCCCUGAUGCUCAGGCACAGGUCUGCAUGAAGUGUGGGGUCAAGUUUACGUUUACUAAGAGGAGGCAUCACUGCCGGGCUUGUGGGAAGGUUUUUUGUGCACUUUGCUCCAAUCUGAAGUUGAGACUCACACAUCUGGAUGGCAAAGAGGGACGAGUUUGUAUUUCCUGUCAUUCAACCCUCCUCAAAAGGACACCUCCGAGGGGGAGAAGGAGGGUGUGGUUUGCAGAUGACAUCCUCCCCAGUAAGCAGUCGGAGUCGGCUCCAACCACACCGACCAGAGGGUUCUCACCGCUGAUGAGACGAGCGCUGGGCGGGCCAGGUAGAAGUCCUGUGGGUUCACCACAGAUCAGGAGAGCCUUGAGGCCACAUGGGACGAAUAUCAAUGAGGCCUGUGGUCCGUACGGCUGGGGCACCACGACUUUAGUGAGCAGCUCUGCCAACCUCAUCCCCCUGGACGGCCUGCCGCCCAUCCUCACCUCCACAGGAGUCAAAGGAGAUUACACCGUGGAGGAGCAGCCUUCUGAGAUGCUGCUCAUCCAGGAGUUGGAGAGCGGCAGACCAAAGCCCCUGGUGUUUGUCCUCAACGCUAACCUGCUGGCUAUGGUCAAGAUGGUCAACUAUGUUAACAGGAAGUGCUGGUGCGUGACGACGAAGGGGAUGCAUGCAGUGGGCCAGGUGGAGGUGGUGCUGCUGCUGCAGUGCAUGCCUGAAGAGAAAAGCUUCCCAAAAGACAUCUUCAGCCACAUUAUCCAGCUGUACAGGGACACCCUCACAGGAAAGGUUGUGAAACACCUGUCGCUGUCCCUGUUCGGCAGUAGCUUCCUGGGCAGUGAGGAGCACGCGGGCUUCCUGUACAUCCGCUCCACUCUCCAGUCCCUCCAAGGUCUACCUCUGCCCAGCCAGCCCUACCUCUUUGGCCUGCUGGUCCACAGAGCAGAGGUGACCUGGGCCAAAGCCUUUCCCCUGCGUCUCAUGCUGCGAUUGGGGGCUGAAUACAGAUUUUACCCGUGUCCUCUGUACAGCGUGCGCUUUAGGAAGCCCUUGUUUGGGGAGAUUGGCCACACCAUAAUGAGACUUUUAGUGGACUUUAGGAACUACCGUUACAGCCUACCGAUGGUGCCAGGGCUCACUGUGGAUCUAGAGGCUCAGAGGACCUGCAUAAAGAUACCAACCACUGGCUAUAAUGAGCUUAUGAAGGCUUUGAAUAAGUCCAAUGAGCAUGUGCUGGCCAUCGGGGCGGGCUUCAACGAGACGGCAGACUCCCACCUCAUCUGUGUGCAAGGAGACGACGGCCAGUACCAGACCCAGGCCAUCAGCAUCCACAAUCAGCCACGCAAAGUUACUGGAUCAUGCUUUUUUAUAUUCAGUAGUGCUCUGAAAGCGUCUGCAGGAUACCUCGCCAAGUCCAGCAUCGUAGAAGAUGGGCUGAUGGUGCAGAUCACCGUGGAAACCAUGGCAGAGCUCCGCCGGGCACUGCGGGACAUGAAAGAUUACACUGUCACCUGUGGACGGCUCGACCAAUCAGAUGGCCAGGAGCUGGUGUGUGUACAGUGGGUGGAGGAGAAAUGCACUGUGAAUAAGGGUGUUAUCAGCCCCAUCGAUGGGAAAUCCAUGGAGUCUGUCAGCAGUACGAAGAUGUUUCAGAAGUCAGAAUACAAAGAAAACGGGAAGAUCAUCCGCUGGACAGAAGUGUUCUUCCUGCAGCGGGGAGAUCAUCCCAAAGGAGGAGCGAGUGACUCUGCUGAACACGACCGGUUGACGGAGCGGAUCGCCCGGGCGUUUUGCUUGGCGCUGUGUCCACACCUCAAACUGUUGAAGGAGGACGGGAUGGCCAAACUGGGGCUGCGAGUCGCUUUUGACUCUCAAGAGGUGGGAUUUGUGGCUGGGAGCAACGGGCAGCCCCUCCCAGCUCAGUACCUCAACGCCCUGGACAGCGUGCUGAUCCCCGUCAUCCACAGCAGGGGGCGCAAGAGGGACGACGAGCCCAUCGUGAUGGAGCUCAUCUUCUACAUCCUGGAGAACAUCACUUAGAGCGCACACACACACACACGCUCACAUCUUUUUAACCCUGACCACAACUCUGUCUCCGGCAACGUCUCAUCAGUGCUGCCAACGGUUUCAGGGGCAAAAGAAGCAUCCAAAGGGCGAACCGGACCACAUCCGAGGUCUGCAUCCAUCUCAUCCACUCACGAGUAGAGAGAGACGUGGUCUGACUCUUAGUGGUUCUCUGAUCUCACCCUGCCCUGCAGCAGACAAUCUGGGUACGCAUGAAGCCUAGGACGGACCAUCAGAUCACUGUACACACCGUACAGCAGUAGCAACCUCAUAGCUUGAUAUCAUUCACGUCACACAAUGUUCAAUACGGAGAAUACCUUUAAAAAGUGGGAGCUGGGUUCAGCCCCCAUGACCUUAAAGCAAAGAGGAAAAAGAGAAUGACUUGAAGAAAGUAGAUCUGUAGCUAUUUGUUGCACACUGAAUGAAUGAAUGCCUGAAGAAUGUUUUCAUACUGGAUGUAUUUUAACUGAUUGCUCAUGAAAUGUAAUGUCGGCUUGGAAUUAAACUUGCAACGAUGACUGA